AAAACACAGGAAAUUAAUGCAAGAGGGUGGUGUUAACAUUUAACUUAAAGGACAUUUUGUUUAUAAAUAGAUCUACAUUCCUAAAGAAUGGAUUGCAUAGAAUGAAAAUAUUAAGUUAAACGGAAGGGUGAAGCAAUCGGAAAAGGCAAAUGGAACAGAGGUUAUACCUACGCUCCUCAUCCGCUGAUGCGAGUCAGGAUCGUUUAAAUCAAGUAGCCAUAGAAGAGGAUGAGCAUGAUAAAGAAGAUAUUGAUUCAUACCACUACAAAGGUCUGGAUGCUGCAGAACAUAUAGUACGCACAUGCAGUGGUUAUAAAGCACAUUGGAAAGAAAUAGGACCAACAACAGUUGUAUGUAGUCAGAAUCUGUCAGCGAAACAAGAUGAGCACAUUUAUAGUCAAAACUUCAGCAAAGGACAAGAAAAUACUAUGAAUGUAUAUAGUAGUGUAAACAAUAAUGAUGAUAAAGUGCGAUUAAAUUUUUCAGAACUUGGGCAGUGUCCAAACACUGAUGAAUAUGUAUUUAAAUUAAGUGACACUGAACUGUCUAUUUUUGUGUCGAAAGUACUAGCCGAAAUAGGGAUUACAGAAGAACUGGUAGAAGCACGAAGAAACACAUGGCUGGAAAUAGAAAGCAUAAAUACUGUCCACUGGCGCCUUCAAGAUGAUAAUGUGACAUGGUACCAUUUCGGCAGUCAAUCUGAAGGAACGACCACUUUUGGGUUAGAUUCCGAUGUAGACAUGUUGGUUUCAGAGAAUGACAAAAGGGUCAUUCUGGAAAUUGAUGAAUGGAAGCAAGGGUUCGACAAUCUAUUGGUACAUAAACAGGAAGACACUUCCCCAGGGUACUGCAAUCUUUUAGCCAUGAACAGUAAAGAACCCACUCUAAUGGCUCAAGUUGAUGACGAUGAAAUGUAUGAGCAAGGUAAAGAUGGUAAAGUGUAUCUUAAAUGCGAAUUCAUGCAGUAUCGUGUCGAUAUAGUUGACGAGCUCCAUGGUCCGGCUGUGAAUCGGACGAGUAAUGCACGAGGAAUCGAUGAGGACUAUGUCUUUGCGUAUUAUUGUUCCCAUCUUCCAAAAGAGGCAAUGGACUGGAUAGACAGAACAAAAGAUAAACCGUGGCCAAAGGAUGAUGUACGGAAACGUGUCAUUGAAAGCGGUUGCUUUAUUGUUGCAGUUGGGCAUAAGCAGAGCGAAGAUUUAAGGACUGAGUUUAGGAUGUCUACCACAUUAGGAGAACGGAUACUCAUGUUUGACAUGAAUAAUUCGCAAAUACAGUGUUUGGUUCUGAUGAAAAUGCUAAUAAAGACAAUUGUAAACAAACAAUAUAAGGACGCUAUUAAGAGUUUCUACUGUAAAACAGCCUUAUUUUUUGUAACAGAGCAAUACGGGAAAGACAUGUUUAGACAAGAUAGUAUAUUGGAAUGUACACGCAAAUGUUUAGAAUGGAUCUACCAAUGCCUCAAAAAUGGAUACAAUCCCCAUUACAUGAUUUACAGUCUGGAUAUGUUUGAAGGAAGAUUAGAUGCCACCCUGAGGGAAAAGGUUGGAGAGUGUAUCAAAGAUAUCAUGGCUUAUCCUAUUUUAGCCAUACUGAAGAUGCAGUGUGAUGAGUUUGGGAGAAAACUAUACAAUAGGAUUAAAACCUCUGAACAUUAUAUCUCUGAAACACAGGAAAUAAUCCGUUCGAAAAUUGGGAACUUUCUUUGUAGAGCUUACAUUUUGAGGGGUCUUAAGGAGCCAUCUUUAUACGAUGAUCCAUCGAAUUACGAUGUAGAACGAGAAAUCGAGAUAAACAAGGCAAAACUGUCGCGUUGUGAAAUAUUACACCAACAAGGAGAUACUUUCAUGCAAAAGGCAACGGAACGAUAUAGAUAUUUGUUGCAAGCUAACUUAGGCAUGCUAAUGGCCGCUGAAUCUAUUCAGAAAAAUUGCAAACUGUCUGAUUCUGUUUUGCAAAGCCUCAAAGAAGGUACGUUUGCCGACGCUGUUUCAGGUAGGCUGAAGUUCGCUACCGUUUUGGUUUGCGUAGGUGACAUCACUGGAGCAAGUGGACUUUUGAAAGAAGUAGAAACAGCCUACAGCGACCUCGCUGUUGAAUCAGUGUGUAACUGUUCAGGAGAAGUCGAGUAUGUACCUAAAACUGGUUUUGGAGACAAUGCAUUGGCGUUAAUAAAUACAGGUGCUUUAUAUGCAAAUAUCUGCCAUUGCUUACUUUUUGUUGAAACUCUUAAACCAUGUUUUCCUCGUGGAUGGCUUGAUGCUGUAUUCCGACCAAUUGAUCAACGGUCAGAUAUGGAUGACCUUAUGGAAUAUGUAAGCUUGGAUCCCAAGCCAUAUUUUCAUUUCGUGGAACUGAUGUUACAAAAGGAAUUAAACAAUCAAACCAAAGCACUGAAAGCAUUCCAUCAGCUCGAGAAAUGUGUUUCAGAGGAACCAUUGUUUCACAAAGAUACGGCGCUGGUCCUACUUAGCCAUUCUUUAGAAAUGGACGGACAAAUUGAAAAGGCAAAGAUUAUAUAUGAUGAGGCUUGUUGCCUAAGAAAACGCAAUAGAGGAUAUAAAAGCUCACAUGUGAGAUAUAACAGUAAUCAAGUAUAAAGCAAAAUAACAACCAUUUCACAAACAAAGAUGUCUUAGGUAAUUAACAUACAAUAAUUAAGUAAGAUGAUUUGUUAUUGAAAGUGAUAAGCUAUACAGAGUUUUCCUCGGCGCGUAGUUAGAAAAAUCGACUAUUAUAAACAUUUGGUAAUUAUUUAAUGGAUAAACUUAAUAUAAGGAAACGACUUCCAGUAGCACGCAUAUGACGUCUUUGGGAUUCCCAUACACAUCUAACGAACGGACCACAAUAAUGAGUGUAACAUGUCAUUAUUUUUAAUUGGACAAUACAUUGAAGGGGUAGUAAGAUGUGAAGAAUUACUUUUUCAGCCCACUUAUCAUUUUAAGACUGUAUGAAUGUCUCUUAAAAAUUAUGUUUCUAAAUGGAAUGCAAAUAAGUCAAUCUCUUACCUUGUAAAAGUGUUCAACGAUGCCCAAACAUUUGUUUAGUUAACAUGUGUAUUGUAGUUAGCGCAUAGCACAGCUUAUUUCAGCUAUGGUUUGAAAUCGAACAACACAAGAUAUGUAACUGAAACUGUGUUAAAGUGUUUGAGCUAUUAAAUAUCAUUAAAAAUAGUUUUGGAGCCUCCGUUUCAAGUGUGUUGAGCCAAGAAAUCAAAAUUGUGGGUUCGAUCCUCAACGGAGAAAAGAACGUUCAUAUGAUGAAGCUGACCACAUAGUUUACGAUAUAUCGUGGUUUUACAUUAAUGUUCAACUCUUAAAAAAGAACAUUGAAAUGAUUUAAUUGUUGUUAAACUUAAAUGAUUUAGACAUAAUCAGUUACAUGAUGCAAUAUAGUUUGGUAUACUAUACUCCUUGGGACGUUUCUAAAGCAUCACUUUUCAAACUUUGAUAUCUCAGUUAGGAGUAAAGAUAUUGAUUAAAAUUUUUACAUACGAUCAUUUGACUACAUUCUAUGCAAGCUCACAAUAAAAUCAUUCAUCCGUGACGAUUGAACGCUUUAGCACGUCGGGUAGGUGUGGUUCCAUUUUUUUGCACGUGGAAAUGUUGAAACGCGAUUUAUUCUAGUUUUAUUUCAGUUUAAUUAUUUUAGGUGGGUUCUUACACAAGGAAAACAUAAAAUUAAUUUACAAAACAAUAUAUCUCGUAUGGAUAUUCAGGAGCGCAAUCGCGCACUUUGCAUUUUACAGGCUACCUUUCCCGCUUGCCUUGCUAAAGCGUCCGAUCGUCACGGAUGAAUGAUUUUAUCGUUAGCUUGCACAUAUUGUAGUCAAAUGAUCACAUGUGCAAUUUUAAAGAAAAAUACUCAUUACUGAGAUAUGUAAGUUUUAAAAGUGUUGCGUUAGAGAAAUUACCGAGUGUAGUAAAAGGCGAUAUACAUGUUAUUCCAAUUUAAUUUCAAUUUCAUAAUUCUAAGUAAGUUUUUACACAAGAAAAACAUAACAUUAAUUAAAUAAAAAACAAUAUGGCUCGUAUGAAUAUUCAGGAGCGAAACGGCUCAAUCGGCAUGUUGCAAGCCGGUCAGUUAUUAAGACGUGUAAGUUUAUGCGUUUUACUUUUCACAUUGUUAUUAUUUAACGUUGUACGAGUUUGCGAAUUUGACUUUUGAAGUGACGUUUUUAAUUUGUUUUAUAAUUUGUUGUUUUUCAAUUUCAAUUAAAUUUUCAGGAAUUAUCA
This is a messenger RNA of Dreissena polymorpha, 4235 nucleotides long. RefSeq lists its product as uncharacterized. The record is from RefSeq and is a predicted model, not a curated record. The transcript has 3 exons. Bases 150 to 2600 code for a protein of 816 amino acids. Lineage: Eukaryota; Metazoa; Mollusca; Bivalvia; Myida; Dreissenidae.